Lepus europaeus (European hare) is the source of this 2541-nucleotide messenger RNA. It is a transcript of the gene WSCD2, whose product is annotated as WSC domain containing 2. NCBI's taxonomy places the organism in Eukaryota, Metazoa, Chordata, Mammalia, Lagomorpha, Leporidae. Bases 745 to 2439 code for a protein of 564 amino acids. The transcript has 9 exons. The record is from RefSeq and is a predicted model, not a curated record.
ACCCGGAGAAAUAGCCCCCGGCCCGCCUGGAGGAGCCUCAGUGGCCAGACCAGAAAGCCCGGCUCCGCUUUCCCGGGUAGCACUGCAGCAGCUGGCAGCAGGGAAGGCACCCACGGAGCGGGCGCGCUGGGCGGGACGCGGGAUUCGCAGGCAGAGACCCCAGGCGCCGGCUGAGCUCUGCUGGCGGAGUUGGCGAGUGGCUGGGACUUCUCAGGUGGAAGCCCUGCACUUGGACACUUGACCGGAUGGAGGCCCGCCAGCUUCUGCUCCCAGCAGGUGGACACACUGAGCUCGGUCCCCAGGCAGGGAAGAGGCCGAGAUCAGGCCCCUCUGUGAAGUAAUCCAGCUUCCACAGGCUGAGGAGCUGAGGGAGGGCAAGACGCGAACUGCAGCCGCUGCAGACCCGCCGGGUCCUCCUGAACUUGCUGUUUGUUAAGGCUCUCUUUGCAACUCUCCGAACUGAAGAACAUGUAGGAAAAUGGGACCGACUCCUGGGGGCCCUGAGCCUCAGAACCCCAUUCUUGACCCGCAGAGGCUCACCCUGACUUUGGUGAGCUCAGUCCUCCUUUCUCUUGGCCUCAGCUUUGCCCUGGACGUGUCCUCCCUCUCCAGUCUUACCAAUCGCGUUUGCAGAAGGAAUAAAACAGAGGACCCCCAGGGGUUCCAUCCCUAAGAGAAGCCCUCUGCUCCCCUUCCUGAGCCCCCUGGUCAAGCCCCAGCGAGCCAGUCCGGAAUGAUCCCACUAUGGCCAAGCUCUGGUUCAAAUUCCAGCGGUAUUUCCGCCGGAAACCCGUGCGCUUCUUCACCUUCCUGGCGCUCUACCUGACGGCUGGGAGCCUCGUCUUCCUUCACUCUGGCUUCGUGGGCCAGCCUGCUGUCUCCCAGAACCAAGCCAGCCCUGCCGUGGGAGGCCCCGCCGAGGGCCCUGAGCUGCCUUUCUUGGGUGACCUGCAUCUGGGCAGAGGCUUCCGGGACACAGGCGAAGCCUCGAGCAUCGCCCGCAGGUACGGGCCCUGGUUCAAAGGCAAGGACGGGAGUGAGAGAGCCAAGCUGGGUGACUACGGCGGCGCCUGGAGCCGAGCCCUCAAGGGGAGGGUCAUCCGGGAGAAGGAGGAGGAGCGAGCCAAGUACAUCGGCUGUUACCUGGACGACACCCAGAGCCGGGCCCUGCGAGGCGUGUCCUUUUUUGACUACAAAAAGAUGACCGUCUUCCGUUGCCAGGACAACUGUGCUGAGCGGGGCUACCUGUACGCCGGGCUGGAGUUCGGCGCCGAGUGCUACUGCGGCCACAAGAUCCAGGCGGCGAACGUGAGCGAGGCCGAGUGCGACAUGGAAUGCAAGGGCGAGCGGGGCAGCGUGUGCGGCGGGGCCAACCGCCUCUCGGUCUACCGGCUGCAGCUGGCCCAGGAGUCAGCCCGCAGGUAUGGAAGCGCGGUGUUCCGAGGCUGCUUCCGCAGGCCCGACAACCUCUCCCUGGCCUUGCCCGUGACAGCCGCCAUGCCGAACAUGUCCGUGGACAAGUGCGUGGAUCUCUGCACGGAGAAGGAGUACCCGCUGGCGGCUCUCGCGGGCACCGCCUGCCACUGCGGUUUCCCCACCACACGAUUCCCGCUGCACGAGAGAGAAGACGAGCAGCUCUGUGCCCAGAAGUGCAGUGCCGAGGAGUUUGAGAGCUGUGGGACUCCCAGUUACUUCAUCGUGUACCAGACACAGGUGCAAGACAAUCGCUGCAUGGACAGAAGGUUCCUCCCAGCCAAGUCCAAGCAGCUCAUCGCACUGGCCAGUUUCCCCGGCGCCGGCAACACGUGGGCGCGCCACCUCAUCGAGCUGGCCACCGGCUUCUACACUGGCAGCUACUACUUCGACGGCUCCCUGUACAACAAAGGCUUCAAGGGCGAGCGGGACCACUGGCGCAGCGGCCGGACCAUCUGCAUCAAGACGCACGAGAGCGGCCAGAAGGAGAUCGAGGCCUUCGACGCCGCCAUCCUGCUCAUCCGUAACCCCUACAAGGCGCUCAUGGCCGAGUUCAACCGCAAGUACGGCGGCCACAUCGGCUUCGCCGCCCAUGCGCACUGGAGGGGCAAAGAGUGGCCCGAGUUCGUGCGGAACUACGCCCCCUGGUGGGCCACGCACACGCUGGACUGGCUCAAGUUCGGCAAGCGGGUGCUGGUGGUGCACUUCGAGGACCUGAAGCGGGACCUGUUCGUGCAGCUGGGCCGCAUGGUCCGCCUGCUGGGCGUGGCCGCGCGCGAGGACCGGCUGCUGUGCGUGGAGAGCCAGAAGGACGGCAACUUCAAGCGCUCGGGGCUGCGCAAGCUCGAGUACGACCCCUACACGGCCGACAUGCGCCAGGCCAUCUCCGCCUACAUCAAGAUGGUGGACGCCGCCCUGCGCGGCCGCAACCUCACGGGCGUGCCCGACGACUACCGCCCGAGAUGAUGCGGGCGCCUGCAUGACCGCGGAGGCCCCGGGAAGAGCCGGCGCUGCACCCCUGCCCACGCCCCGCCCCGCCCCGCCGCGGGCUCCGCUGGGCGCCCCUCG